This is a messenger RNA of Anthonomus grandis grandis, 981 nucleotides long. RefSeq lists its product as uncharacterized. Bases 105 to 887 code for a protein of 260 amino acids. Lineage: Eukaryota; Metazoa; Arthropoda; Insecta; Coleoptera; Curculionidae. The record is from RefSeq and is a predicted model, not a curated record. The transcript is spliced from 5 exons.
GUGCUAUUUUUUUCAGUUUAGCAUUUGUUGCGCAUUAUUAAUAACUGUGUGUGCAUAGUAUUUGUUUUUAUUAUACCGGCAAGUGAGCCUUGAACAUUAUUAUAAUGAGAGAAAAGUUGCUGAUUUUGUUCGUUGCUUUGACCUGCAGCAAUGUGUCAGGCUGGUAUGAUUCUUCUGACGAGGAGGACCUGGCAUCGUUAAGGGGCCUAGGCGACCGAAUAAGAGCCGAAGUCGCGGAAAGUCUUCGACCAAUGCACAUCCAACUAAGGCAACAACGGGAGGAAUUGGCCGGAUUGGGUGACAGAAUAUCGCAACAAGUUUAUGAUAGUUUAGAACCUGUUAGAGCAUUAGAGCUUAAUAUGAAGAUGAAAAAUGGGGUGGGAGGUGUUACUGUUGCGACUGUUCAGCCCUCAGGACGGGAAUUCCUUAUAAAGAACUAUCGCCGUUACACCUGCAGCACCAAACUGGAUCAAACAAGAGGCACUUGUUCAGGCCAGCUCACCCAAUUUACAAUCACCAAAUCUAGCCCGAAAACUGAGUGGUGCUAUGUGAACAACUACAGCCAAGUGAAUAAUCGCGUUUGUCUCAGCUACAACGGCGCAGUAUCAAUCGAAGCAUUCAAUAAUCAAGUCAAUUGUUUUACGAACGACGGCAGUCCGGUGCUAAACAUUGCGAUCGAGGAUUAUAAAAAAUUAUGUUCGGAGGUGAGGAAAAGCACUGAGUACCGAUAUGUUCCGGAUCUGAAUGAUAAGAAUCACGUGGAAAUUCCGAACGAGAACAAACAUGUUAAAUGUGAAAAUCAGGAUAAGGAUUUGUGUAUUUUCCGGGAGGAUAAUAGCGUAUUGAGCUUUUAUGGGGGUUCGGUGAUAAUUAAUAAUGUAGCAUAAUAACAUCCUAAAACUAAAUAACCUUUAUAUUAUAUUUUUUAAGGCAAGAAUAAGUUAAAUAUAUUAACUUUAUUAAAAAAUUAUUUUUUUAUUC